Filobasidium floriforme is the source of this 4301-nucleotide messenger RNA. RefSeq lists its product as uncharacterized. The transcript has a single exon. The record is from RefSeq and is a predicted model, not a curated record. The coding region runs from base 136 to 4065 and encodes 1309 amino acids. Lineage: Eukaryota; Fungi; Basidiomycota; Tremellomycetes; Filobasidiales; Filobasidiaceae.
CACAACCAGACCAUAUCAUAUGCAUCACCUUUCACUCUACACCUCACCCCUACUACCUAUCCGUAGAUACCCAGACAUUGUCACACUAAACCAACCCUCUUUACCUCAAGUCGACCCCGCCAUCAUCCCCGUUGGAUGGCUCGAGUCGCCAACACCCUCGUGCCUACCACAACCACCGCCCCCGAUCCGUACCCUCGGUACAUGGAACACGUCGAUCACUCGGAAGACAAGUUUGCUUACGAACAGAGACCUGAAGAGAAUGCCAUCGAUACGAAAUACAUCGAAGAGCACGUCGUUCACGAGGAUGGAGAUGGAGAUGCGCAUGCACGAGACGCCUCGGGUGGAGAGGAGCAGGAUCAGAUCACGGACCAAGACGUCGAUCUGGAACACGAUCAGGAACCACCGCGGCAACCCGUGUCCAUCAUCGACCUCCCACCCGAGUUGAUUUUUCACAUCCUCUCUUUCUUGCCCAACUCUCGAUUAAACUACAACCCCUUGAUCCAAUCGCCACACGCUACGGCCAUCUCUCUCCCUCAUGAUGAUUACAAUACCAACGCCAACGUCGACCCGGAAUACCACCUCCGUACCGAGCUGCUCGAUCCGACACCUUACUACCCCGACGCCCAGCUCGUCCAGAAGUCGCUCUACGCGGUGAUGAGGACGUGCAAGCGGUUCUACGAGAUCGCCAAGGCGUUGAUGUGGGUCGAUGUCGUCGUCAAGGGAGGACGAGGGUGGAUCAGCGUCGUCGAAGGCUUGGGGGAAUAUGUCGGCGAGGUCUGGUACGACGUGGCAGCUUCCAGGGCGAGGUCGUUGGUCAGGAGGUCUAGUCAGAAGUACGUCAAUGAUGCGCAUAUGCGGCGGUUGGAAGGCGUGUCGGCGGGAACGCUGAGUACGGUCUCGUCUGGUGGGCAUACGAUCGGGACGAUGAGGGAAGAGUCAGUAGGAAGUGGGAGUGGGGUCGGGAGUACCAGUGGGGCGGGGGAGAGCGGUUUCAGCGAAUACCUCGUCACUCCCGAGACCUCUCAUGCCGAACAUAAUCCCGAGCCUGCCAUCCUCGAUAACUUUGCUGAUACCGACAACAACACGGCCUCGAACGCCACGGCCGUCGGUAUCAACAUCCAUUCGCCCCCGAUUGUCGAGGUCGCUGAACACAUGCAGAUGCUCUCCACCUCAGCUCCCGUCAUCCCGCAACUGGACCAGAUUAUGAUGGGCCACCACCACCAUCAAGACGACCAGGAUCUCACAUCGGAUUCCGCUCCUCCGCCACAUCAGUUCCCCACAUCGGUACCCACUUCGCCUCAACCUCUGGGUCCGCCCAUCUUGGCCCCCGUCGUCGGUGAUAUCUCGAUCGGGCCGCAGUUGAUCUCCGGGUUCAACUUUGCCAACAUCCCGCCGGAGACGAACGUGUCGGGUUCCAUGUCGCCUCUCUCAUCUUCGUCCCGGUCCAGGCAGACUUCGCCUCAUCAAGGACCAUCAGGAUGGAGGGAGAGGGACAACGAUCGCCGUGCGCCUAUCAGCAAUUGGAGGGCAGCGCCGUCGUUGAUCAGAAAGACCUCGAUCACGCGUGCGGCCUCGCUGAGCCUUAGCCGAGGGAUGAGCUUGGCCAGGAGCAAGAUGAGAGACAGAUUCAAUAGCAUUAACGGCAUCGGCAACAAGGAUAAAGCUCCAGAUGCCGAGGCGGAGAUCUUGAUCGAGAAUCAGGAUUUCAGGGUGAUGAGACCCGCUAUCGAUUCCCCCGACUUGGAUUACGGCGAGGCGCAGAACAAGUUUGAGAGUUUGGAUAUGGUACUCCGUAACGGAGGUACUUUAUCCCGGACCAACUCGAUCUCUGGUCCGAACGGGACCAACAAUGGCAGAUCUUCGAUCCGGUCCCAGUCACAUCAGACUGGCGUGGUCCGGCCCAAGACGAGGUUGGAGAGGGAAAAGGAACUCCGCAGGGAUUGGGAAAAGGAACGUGAUCUGUCCCGGGCAAGGGCGAGGGCAAGGUCCCCCUCGGUCCUCGGUGGUAGACGGGCCAGGUCGCCGUCGAUCUCGAGGAGCAAGAACCGGAGGAACGCUACGGAUGUGGGAGCGGACGGGGCGGAGAGUUUGAUGCAAAUUUUGAAUAGGGAGGCUAAGCGGCAAGAGUCGGUCGAAGGGCUACCUGGGGUCGUCUCUAGGGACGCGGUCGAGCAGGAGCAGGGCCCAGUCUCAGCCACGGGGCAGGCGGUCAUUACCACUGAUGAGACAAGAGAGCAGACGGGCGGGUCGUCGAUGCAACUGGUUGACGGACUACCUACGCUUGGUGCCCCGAUCGAGUUAGGCUCCCAGGCACCUUGGGCGGGGGAUUCGACCGCUCAUGAGCCCAUGUUCCUGGAAAACGCUCCUCAGGAAUCGCAGAACGAGGAAAGCAACGUCCCCGAGAUGACACCUGCAGACCCGGAGUACGAAUUCGAAUUUGAGCUUCCUACCCGUCUUCCACCUAUUCCCCAAAUCCAGUCGCUCUCGUUUGCCAAUUUCCGUACCACCGGUACUCGACGCACGCAGGAAGAGGCGGUACGUGGCAAGUUUGUCACGCCUCAGAGGCUCUAUCACGUGCUCCGAAAUGCGCCCCGGCUGAAACGGUUGGCCAUGACCGAGUACGUCGACAGCGCGCUCGCCGUCGAGGUCAUCGAAGAGAUCUUUUUACGCGGUUACGAUUUCGUACGGGAAGGCGAGUCCGAGUCGGAGCGACAGCGGUUGAACGGGUUCGAGCCGAUGGAAGCGCUCGACCUGACCGGAUGCGUGUCGUCAGUGUUUGGCAAGGCGAUGGAAGAGUUUGUCGAGAGGUGGUUGGUCGAUCCCAAGGAACGACGGCGGCGGCGACGUCAGCGCGAGAUGGAUCAGACGAUGGUCGACGAUCCGGAUGCAAGAGGUGAACGAGGGAGGAGUCGAGCGGUCCAUGGAUUCGGAGGGCUGUCGGCCGAGGAUCACCUGCGACUCGCCGAGGAGGAAGACGAGUUUUAUGAAGAGGAAGACAAGGCGUGGGUCAAGCCCGUUUUCAAGCACCUGAAACGGUUGAGCUUGCGAGGAUGCGUGAUCUUGUCCUGGGACGUCAUCGCCACGCUCGUCGGCUGUUGUCCCGGACUUACUCACCUCGAUCUGUCCUUUACCCGAGUCUCGCCCGCCACGCUCGAAGCUCUGGGCCAGAUGCCCGAUACCCGAUUGGUCGCGCUCAGCUUGGCACGCUCCACCCGAUUGACGAGCGAGAGCGUGAGAAACUUUUUGUGCGACGCUCCGGCCGCGAGCACGAUCGUCGAUCUCAACAUGUUUGGCGACAUGACCUAUCUCUCGCCGCUCAACGCGACCGAUCUCGAGUGGAUCUUGAAGCUGGCCCCCUGUUUCCGGAACCAAAACCUGCGGUACCUCGAUCUCUCCUCGGCACCUCUCACGGGAGCCAUGCUUUCGGACGACGAGGUGACCGUACAACCGGGCUUGCGAUCCUUGGGUCUGAGUUAUAUCCCCCACCUCCCGCUCGACGAUGUGACCAACUUCAUCCUGAGAAAGGCUAGCAACGUCGAGAUCCUCACCCUCACGCACUCGUCCACUCAAGCCGACCUCCCCUUAAGCCUGGCCGCGCUGCAUACGAUGAUGACCCUCCAUGGUAAACUCAUCAACCCGCUCACCUCGCCCCCCUUCAAGAUCAUGUCCGGUCCUUCUCGACGAGGACCUCAUCAAGACUCUCCCACCCGGGUCCGCGUGAUCGAGCUCAGCGAGACCGUCCGUCGCGCCCUGGGGCGGAGCGGGGGUAGCCUGGACUGGCGAGUGAUCAAAUCCAAGGGAGGUCGAGGAUGGUUCGUCGACGUCUCUGCCGGAUGGGUCAGGGAGUACGACCCCGCGCUUCUCCGACGGGUCUAUCGGUUCCAACGAGGCCUGGACAAGGAUCACGUGUGGAGGCGGUACUUGCAGGCGUUGGCGGAUGCGGAUGGGAAAGUGGGAAGCUCGGUCGGAUGGCAUAGCCAUAAAUGCAACGUCAUGGUCGGACUGGGCAUGAUCGCCAGGGAAGAAGGACUGUACGGUUUCUCGGCGUUUGCGUCGGACCGUUGAGACGAUGGAUAGAAGUUGAAUUAAACGUGUAUGUUUUUCCCUUUAAUCCAGGAGUUGACCUGGCUGUAUGUAGAUGAUUGUCUAAAGAAUUGCUAUAAUAUGAUAAUACGUUGUUGCGGUCGAGGUGCGAGGUCCGUAUGAGACCUGUCUAUUUGUCAGUGUUGUACCUAGUCAAGGCGUAAUGUUGUAUCAUACCAAAAGUGGUUUCUGUUUUUCGGGACCCCUAUGAUCCAGCG